GUUGAAACUAAACUUAUAAAAUGUUGACGGGCAUUAUGAAACACAGAAAGGAUAGUGUUAUGUUACUGUCUUUAAAUGCGUUAUUAAUUGUUUCAAUUUUAAGUAUGUGGGGGUUAAAACAACGUCAAUUUCGAUGUAUGCAUGUAAGUGGUGUGGCUAUGUUGUAUGGUAUGGUUCUCGGUGCAAUUAUGAAAUCUGUGGACUUUGUAUACAGAGACGAGCCAAUGAAAGUGUACGCCUGUGUGGGCCUCAACAACACUCCACUGACACUAACGGUCAAUGUCACCUCACAUGUUCACCAUUACAAACAUGUAGGGGAGGUCAACUUCCUUGAAGGCCAAGGAUCAUCUCUGACAACAGACUUAUAUCAGAUGACCUUUGAUCCAGAAGUCCUGUUCAAUCUGUUUCUGCCACCCAUCAUCUUCCAUGGAGCGUACUGCCUCAAUCAGAGAAGAUUCAUUGACAAUUUGGGCUCAGUGUUGACUUUUGCCUUCAUGGGGACAAUCAUCACCUGCGUUGGUAUUGGGGCCUGCGUGUACGCCUUCACCAGGCUGAUGGUUCUGGCCGGCCAGUCGGCAGAAGGGGACUUCCUCCUGACUGACUGUUUCCUGUUUGGGGCUGUGGUCUCUGCUACUGACCCAGUGGCAGUGCUGGCUCUGUUCUCGGAGCUUCGCGUGGAGCCCGACCUGUACACCCUGCUGUUCGGAGAGAGCGUCCUCAACGACGCCGUGGCCAUCGUCCUCGCACGGUCCGUAACCACUUACAGUCUGACGGGUGGAGUUCAUGCUUUUGACACCCGUGCCUUCUUCGUCGCUGUCGGCCAUUUUGUUGCAGUGUUCGCUGGCUCUUUCGCCGUAGGUUUUUUCUACACAGCAGUCACCGCUCUCCUCACCAAAUUCACCCGGCUGUGCGAGCACCCCCUGCUGGAGACAACCCUUCUAUUCCUGCUCUCCUGGAGUGCCUUCCUGUGUGCCGAGGUCUGCGGUCUCUCAGGUAUUGUGGCAGUGUUGUUCUGUGGAAUCGCCCAGGCCAGGUACACAAUCCACAACCUGUCUUCUGAGGCCAAGAUCAGGACCAAACAGCUUUUAGAGUUCUUCUCCUUUCUGGGGGAGAUGUUCAUCUUCUUCUACAUAGGGUUUGUCUUGUUGACGUUCCCACGCCAUGUCUUCAGUGCCCUCUUCAUAUGCGGGGCCUUUUUCUCUGUGCUUGUGUCGCGGGCGUGCAACAUCUACCCACUCGCCUUCCUGCUCAAUCUGGGCCGCAGGAACAAGAUUCCCAUCAACGGUCAACACUUCAUGAUGUUCUCAGGUCUGAGGGGAGCAGUGGCGUUUGUCCUGGCGGUGCAAGACACGUCCACCGAGGCGCGACGCACCAUCCUCAGCACCACCCUGCUCCUGGUCUGCAUCACCAUGUUAGGACUGGGCGCGGCCACCUCGCCUAUGCUGCGCUGGCUCAACAUCAGAAUUGGCGUAGACGAAGAUGAAGACGAGGUCUCAGUUCAGGGUCGGACAGAGAGGGGAGCAGCAGGGGAGGGCAGGGUAGACACAACAGCCGGCCUGUGGCAUCGUCUGGAACACAAAUAUCUUGGGCCAGCGCUCACACACUCCGGCCCUCCACUGACCAGCACGCUGCCCAUCUGGUGUGGCCCCUUGGCCCGGCUCCUGACCAGCCCUCAUGCCUAUGAGAACCAGGAGCGGUUGCGGGAUGAUGCCGACGCAGGCUGUACAGAGGUCAACCUGAAGGAAGCCCUGGGGGACCAGGGUGGGUCUGUCGGGGGCGUCGCAGAGCCAGAGCCUCACGAGGACCCUCUGGAAGGAGACCUGGGACUGGGAAGUACUCCAGCUACAGCUGGGGGGGAGGAAUGAGAGGGGGUCAAAGGGAGAGGGUUACCUAUCCUCAGCAUGUCAGCGAGGUCCCCCCCACCCCCAGGCUAUCCCAGCUUCCCCUGCAGUAUGAGGUCAGCCGACUAGGCUGUGGACACAACAGGACCAGAAGUUACAGCAGUCAGUCCUAGAGGAUCACAGGUGGUCUGAACUCAUGUGAACAACAGACGCACACACUGCUCACAUAAACCAAUAGACGUUCACACACACACACACACACACACACACACACACACACACACAAGCAAAGUAAAUCAUUCUGGAAAUUGCAGUCCCUUGCCGUUUAUAACCUUAUAACCUUUAAUUCUUAGAAUUGUUAUUUUUGUACCAACUUGCUCAGCUGUUCCUCCAGCUCUUGUAAAACCUUUAUUGUACUUUCUCCAAGCCUUUUGCCUCAUUAACCCUUGUGUUAUCUUCGGGUCAUUCUGACCCAUCAGUCAUUGUGACCCACCGUCGUAUUGCGACAACUUUACCGCAUACAAAAACAAAGUGAAGCAUUUUCUUUUAACCGUUGGGCUGUCUCAGACCCCCCACAUUGCAAAGGUUAAAAGAAAAUUAUUUUAAUUUGUUUUUGUAUUGGGUAAAAUUGGGUAAACACAAUGAUGGUUCAUUAUGAACCUUUGGGUCAUGUGACCCGAAGGCAGCACAAGGGUUAAAAUGUAUGCCAUUUAAUCUUGAUGUGCCUCAUCCUCUUUCUCAUUUAUUGUUUAAGGCUGCAAGACAAUACU
Messenger RNA from Osmerus eperlanus (European smelt), 2611 nucleotides. Its product is annotated as sodium/hydrogen exchanger 9-like. The coding region runs from base 21 to 1865 and encodes 614 amino acids. Gene Ontology annotation, biological process: proton transmembrane transport; regulation of intracellular pH; sodium ion import across plasma membrane. The record is from RefSeq and is a predicted model, not a curated record. Gene Ontology annotation, cellular component: plasma membrane; recycling endosome. The transcript has 16 exons. Gene Ontology annotation, molecular function: potassium:proton antiporter activity; sodium:proton antiporter activity. NCBI's taxonomy places the organism in Eukaryota, Metazoa, Chordata, Actinopteri, Osmeriformes, Osmeridae.